AACCGACGUGUCUUGUGACGUAAGCGCGUAGCGAACGUGGUACUAGUAUUUCCCUCUCGAUCUGAAAGUCAUUGAAAUGGCCUCUAGAGGUCUGUUGUAGUGGUUAAGUUGUAAAUCUACAAAUUGUUGCUGUAUCUGUGGUAAAUUAAUCCCACCCUGGGGUAAAUUACACAGAUGAAGAAGCACUGUCGUGGAAAUUCGCUGUUACUUUCAGAUAUCUAAAAUAAUAAUAUGCUGUGGAAGUAGUGGCAUGCUCAAAAGUCAAAUUUUAAAUAUAUUCUUAUAGCAAAAACAAUUACUUUUUUAAAGAUGUAUUUGUGCAUUAGCUUUGAUAAUAUGUUAUAUAAUAUGAUGUGAUGACUUUUUUUUUUUUUUUUUUUACAGUGGUUGCUUAUUGCUGUCCAGUCUUAAACUGAUAUAGGUUAGUGGAAUUAAAACAUGUCCCACGUGCAGUGUGUGAAUGGGCUGAAAGGUAUGUAGUUAUAAUAUUGCUUUGACUCAGGUAUCAGAGAAUAACGUUAAGGCAUCAGAGUUUCAAAUAGCACCUUCUUAAGCAAUGUGGCCUAUUUCAGUGAGGUGUUGUGAAAGAAGAAACAUCAGAUUUUCCUCAUAGAGCCCUGUUUCGAGUUUCAUACUGUUCAGCAGACAACAUAGUCUUUUUGGAGACCUACUAAGUGAUAUGCUUUAUGGAAACCACAAAGUAGCCUGAAAAUGUGACUUGGAUACAGUCAGGCAUUGUUGUCAGGCAUUGUUUUUAAAAAAAAAAGGAGCCAAAAUACAUUUGAAAGGACAGGUCAUUUCACACCCGAGCAAGGAAUGUGUGAAGUGACUCUUUCACUGAAACUAGACUGGGGGAAGUGGGAGGAUGGGGCUGUAUACUUCAUUGUGCUUUCAGGCAAAAGGUUUUUUUUCUUACAGAAGAUGGACCCAACAAAACUAAACAAUUUUAGGAUGUUUUCAUCGUGCUGAUGGUCAAUGCAUAUGCAGCCCGUAGAAUAAGGGGACUAAAGUGUAGGACUAGGACAGCUGACAGGGAAAAUAUACAGAAAGUGCAAAAAACUGAUAGAGGCCACAGAGACACACACGCAUGGGCAUGCGCACACACGCACACACACACACGCACACACACACUCACACACUCUAGCUUUUGUGUGGGGAGGGAAGACCUUCUGAUCCCUGACACUAAACAUUGUUGUCGACUUGUGUGCAUAAGUGUAAUUCAACAAUAGUCCCAGAAUUAAUUCAUUUUCAAUUAUUCGUCCAAUUUAAUCAAAUUCAACACAGCCAUUAUAGCACGGUCUCUGUUAUUGUUGUUAUUGUUGUUCUAAUAAUAUAAAAUAUAAAGUUCGAUUUUAAAUUGAGAUUUUCCAUAUCCUAUUUUCCAUUUUUAAUUUAAUUUGACGGUUUGACUUGUUUUUUGUUGUUGUUGUUUUUUUUUCACUCUGGAGAAGUCAUGAGUAGAAUCCCUCUUAUCCCUGCGGAAAUUUACCCGCAGAAGAAGAUGCCUCGUCCUCUGCGCAUGCGUCUCAGAUUCAACAUGUCUGCGCACUACAACAAGGUGGUAAAGAAGAAUUAUUUUUUUAAAAACAAGCGUCAACAACCGCUUGCUACGCUGUCUUUAGACACUUUAUGAGUGAAACCUAUCUCGUAAUAGCCAGGCCGAUGUGUAAGAAGUCAAGACGGAUGUAUUAGUCGGUUUGUUGUCGGGAUUAUAGAUUCAAUAAUGUGAGUUCAAUACUUUCCCUCACGUACUCAAUGGUUUUAUAGUUUGAUAUGCAGCAUUUAAAACGUGACAGACAUGCAGUCACUUUCACUGUUUCAUUGUCCAAAUUAAAAAAAAAAAUAUAUAUAUAGUAUAGGGAAAAUAGUGUCCCCUUAUACGAUGGCUUACAGAAGAGUUGUUAACCUUCUUCCAAGAGGAAAGGAGAGUGUCUUUAGUCUGUGGAAACCUCGUCAACUAAAAGUGCCAUGUUUCAUCAUCCAAGAACACACCAUUAAUCACGUUGGCAGAACUGUAAGAACUUUUCACGCUGGCACAACAUUGAUGGUAGCCAAGCUUCUGUCUGUAGAGGCUUUUGCCAAGAGGUCUCUACAGGAUUACUUGAAGAAGACGGAGGUGGAGUACAAUGACUGCUUGAGAGAAUUCAACAAAGGGGUGACGGACCAACAGUGCAGUCAGGAUGAACUGAGGACCAAGAGGGCCAAAGUGUCCCUUUUGGCUCCUCUGAUCCAGAGCGUCAGAGAGCUGGACGCCAAACAAAAAGAGUUGGUUGAGACCGAGACGUUACUGACCGAGGAAGAUCCAGCCCUGAGAGAACUGGCAGAGUUGGAAAGAGAAAGCUGUCUGCAAGAUAUUCAAGAUCUAAAUCAAAAGAUCCUGGAUCUGUUGAUACCUGAGGAAGAGGAAGAUCUGAGCGACCUCGUGCUAGAGGUUAAAGCUGGAGUCGGGGGUCAGGAGGCCAUGCUAUUCACAUCAGAGGUGCUUGAAAUGUACCAUGGCUACGCUCACCACAACGGCUGGUCCUUUGACAUCUUGGAACACAUGACAAGUGAACUAGGUGGACUUCGUCAUGCCUCAGUCAGCAUCAGCGGUCCUCAGAGCUACAAGAGGAUGAAGUUUGAGGCUGGAGUCCAUCGUGUUCAGCGGGUCCCCAAGACUGAAAAACAGGGUCGAAUGCACACCAGCACCAUGACCGUGGCUGUGUUGCCCCAACCCACCGAGAUCUCUUUCACGAUAAAUCCAAAGGACCUGAGGAUAGACACAAUGAGAGCAAGUGGAGCCGGAGGUCAACAUGUGAACACCACAGACAGUGCAGUCAGAAUAGUCCACUUACCAACAGGCGUGGUCGCAGAGUGCCAGCAGGAACGCUCGCAGCUGAAGAACAAGGAGAAAGCAAUGAAGGCUCUGAGAGCAAAACUGUACAGCAUAAAGCAUGAGGAGGAGACCAGCAAACGCUACAACCAGCGUAAAGUACAGAUUGGCACUAGGGGCAGAUCAGAGAAGAUUCGAACCUACAACUUUGCCCAGGACCGUAUAACAGACCACCGCAUCGGCAUGACGGUGCAUGACAUCAAGAGCUUCCUGCUGGGAGAGAAUCUGCUGGACGAGAUGAACUCCUCACUACAAGAGUUCUCCAACCAGGAGAUACUCAUGGAACUGCUGGGAGAAAACAACCAGGGAAAGUCAUGAGUUUGGCUCUGAGGUGCAUGGAUUCUGAUGGGACUGAAACUUCAUGCCACAUGUUUUAUUACCGGUAUUUGUUUAUCCUACUACUGGUAUGCUUCAAAUCCGGCAGGAAAAACUUCGGAAAAUGACCAUGAUGAAUGGCAAGUAGGGGACCAAGGACUAAUACCCCUGCCCAUCUCUUAAAAAAAAAAAAAGAAA
This is a messenger RNA of Labrus bergylta (ballan wrasse), 3385 nucleotides long. The record is from RefSeq and is a predicted model, not a curated record. NCBI's taxonomy places the organism in Eukaryota, Metazoa, Chordata, Actinopteri, Labriformes, Labridae.